Messenger RNA from Trichoderma virens Gv29-8, 2553 nucleotides. RefSeq lists its product as uncharacterized. The annotation marks the transcript as partial. The record is from RefSeq and is a predicted model, not a curated record. NCBI's taxonomy places the organism in Eukaryota, Fungi, Ascomycota, Sordariomycetes, Hypocreales, Hypocreaceae. The transcript is spliced from 4 exons.
AUGUCGCGGUCCUUUCGCCGCGGCCUCCUAACGGCGGCGGCCGUUUGGGCGGCAUCGGCGGCGGCCGGCAACGAAUGGAAACAGACGCAAGACAAUGACAACCAGUGGCUGGCCUCGACCGUUGUCGUCACGAGCACCGUCUUGGUCGACUUGAAAGACGCCGGGUUGAAGUGCAAACGAGGAGAAAUCGUCUGCAAUCCCACUCCGCCACCCAUUCCCGACCCAAAGCACUGCCCUGAGUGUCAGAAGUGGCCCAGGGAUCCCGUGGAUGUGUUCCACGGUUUAUGGGAAGGCUGCUCUGGUGAUCAUCACUGCCCAAAUGGGUGCAACUGCAGCUCUAAAGCUAUCUGCGAAACCGUCUCUGACGGGUCUAAAUGCAAGAGCAGCACGGCAUGCCCGUACGGUUAUAUGUGUAACUCCUACGGUUUCUGUCAGCCCCUACCUGGCCCUCGAUGUCACGAGAAGGCUUGUGUCAUCGAUCAUGGACCUAAGUGUACUACCAACAAGGACUGUUCCCAUGGUGAGGUUUGCAAUCACUGGGGUUUUUGCCAAAAGGUUGUUUUCCCGGACUGCGAGAAGAACUCGGACUGCAAACACGGCCAAAUAUGCACCCAGAGAGGCAUUUGCAAGACGAUCGAUGAGCCUCAGUGCAGGCGUGAUUCAGACUGCAAAGACGGACAAAUCUGCAACUCACAGAGAAUCUGCCAGGAUGCUGAUUGCGUCAAGUGCAAGCAGGAGCAUGAGUGUCACCACGAUGAAUACUGCAAAGAAAACGUCUGCAAGCCCAAGGACAGCAAAUGCAAGGACAACAGAGACUGCAAAGACGGCGAAAUCUGUGAUUGGGAAGGCAAGUGCCGUCGAGGCGAGCAUUUCCAAUGUAGGGUCGACUCGGAUUGCAAGUUUGGACAGAUUUGUGAUAUUCACGGCAAAUGUCAGAAGCGCCCGGCUGGACCGAUUUGUGGAUCUGAUCGCGACUGCAAGGACGAUAAAUUCUGCAAUGCCUACGGAUACUGCGAGAAGAAACGUCUAGAGGAUUGCAGCGAGGAUAUGCAGUGCCUCCCAGGAGAGAUUUGUUCCAGUGGCAAGUGUCUUCCUAAGAUUGGCUGCCACACCGACGGUGAUUGUCGCAAGAGCGAGGUCUGUGAGCACCACAUUUGUGUCUUCCACAAGGUUUGUAAGACCGAUGGCGACUGCAAGGGAGAUGAGCAAUGCAAAGACCACAGAUGCAAAAAGGAGACGAAGAAGGAGGCCAAGUGGUGCAGGUGCAACUAUGAUGCCGAUUGUCAACGGGAUGAGACUUGCGAGGACCAUAAGUGCGAGAAAAUGAAGUCCUGCCACUAUAAUGAUGACUGCGCACGGAAUGAGAUUUGCAAAGAUCACAAGUGUAAGAAGAUGACAUCUUGCGACUUCGAUGCGGACUGCAAACGGGAUGAGACUUGCAAACAUCACAAGUGCAUCAAGAAGAAGUUCUGCAACUAUGAUGCCGACUGUGAACGAGAUGAGGCUUGCAGAGAUCACAUGUGUGACAAGGUUAGAUCCUGUAACUACGAUGCUGAUUGUGAGCGAGAUGAUGUUUGCAAAGAGCACAAGUGUGAGAAGAAGAAGUCCUGCAAUUACGACACUGAAUGCGAACGGGAUGAGGUUUGUAGAGAGCACAAGUGCGAGAAGUCGAAGGCCUGCUACUAUGAUGCUGACUGUGGACGGGAUGAACUUUGCAGGAAUGGCGAAUGCUUCAUCAAAUGCAACUACGAGCGAGAUUGCAAGGGGAAUGAAACUUGUGAUGGCGGAGUUUGCAUCAGGAAGAAGUUCUGCGACACUGCGAUCCACUGCGACGAUGGCCAGAUUUGCUUAGACAACUACUGCGAGAAGAUUCCCAAGUGCGGAAAUGACUUCUGUGAUGUCUGCACCCCGGGUUUCAAGUGGUCACACUACAAGCUUGCUCGAUCGACCGAUGACAGCAAGACUUUGAAGGGUAUGAUUCCCAUCCAUAACACGGAUGUACAGUCGCUUGAGAACUGGCCGAUCCUGCAAUUCAAGCCACAAAUUGCCCUUGAUGGCCAGAUCCCCGACUUCACGGGCCUGACAGACACUCUGGGCAUCGAGGAGACAUGUCCUCCCGAGCAUGCCCAUAUCUACAACACCGACGUUGGUUCUUCCGUUGAUUACACCAUCGUCCAGCACAUUGGCUACUUCAUUCCCAAGCAACUAGGAACAUACAGCUUCAAGGCUAAUGCUCCUGUUCCUGACCAGAGCUUAUAUGUCUGGAUCGGUGAAAAGGCGCAACAGGGCUGGAUCAAUACCAACGCGGACCUCAUCGCUGACGCAACCUGGUCUGCCGGAUCUAACACUUUCUUGAAGGUCGUCCUCCCUACCGACAUUGGCAAGUAUAUCCCGAUCCGUAUCCUGUAUGUCAACGCUCAGGAUUGCGGUGAGUUCGCCCUCACCAUCCAGGGACCUACAGGAGAAGUCCUCGUCUCGCGUGAUCAGAAGACUACCGAUGGGCAGUUCGUGUCUAACUGCCCCGAGGCGAACGAUAUACCCCCAAUUGAUUUU